AUGCUCGGAAAAACAUUGCAAAUCAUACUCCUAAUUGCAUUUUCUUUCAUCUGCUGCCACGAUUACUUAGCUAGCUCUUUGCCUCUUUCCACCAACUCAAGAUGGAUCAUUGACGUGGCUUUGGGCCAGCGUGUGAAGUUGCAUUGCGUGAAUUGGGUUGCUCACAUGCAACCCAUGAUAGCGGAGGGGCUUGAUCGGAAGCCAUUACUUGAGAUUGCAGCUCAGGUUGAUUCGCUGGGCUUCAACUGCGUCCGCCUGACAUGGGCAACCUUCAUGUUCACUAAUGCCAGUUACAAAAACCUUACGGUUCUCCAAUCGCUCAACUCACUAGAACUCGGCCGGGCAGCAGCUGGGAUUGCCAGCAACAACCCGUCCCUUCUGGGCAUCACCAUAGUUGAAGCCUAUGAUGCAGUCGUUGAAGCGCUUGGUGAAGUUGGCCUCAUGGUGGUGCUAGAUAACCAUGUGAGCCGACCACAGUGGUGUUGUGGCAACAAUGAUGGGAAUGGGUUCUUCGGUGACCCUUACUUUGAUCCUGAAGAAUGGUUAGAAGGCCUAGCCAUUGUGGCUAAACGGUUUAAGGGCAAAGCUCAGGUUGUGGGCAUGAGCCUACAGAAUGAACUACGUGGACCACGCCAGAGUGAGCUAGGAUGGUACCAACAAGUCCGGCGUGGAGCAAGGACCAUUCACAAGAUAAAUCCCAAUGUGCUUGUGAUUGUUUCGGGGUUGAAUUACGGCACCGAUUUGAGCUUCCUAGGGAGGAGGCCACUGGGAAUGGACUUGGGAAAAAAGUUAGUUUAUGAGGCACAUUGGUAUGCUUUUAGUGAAGGGAGGAAGCGUGAGUGGGAGAAGCAAUCACCGAGUCGGAUCUGUGCAGACUCAGUGGGGAAAUUUGAAAACCGGGCCGGUUUUGUGACCCAUGGCAACAAUGCUACACCUUUGUUUAUAAGCGAGUUUGGUGUAGACCAAAGAGGAGUGAACCGGGCUGACAACCGGUUCUUGAGUUGCUUUCUUGCGUUUGCUGCCGGUAGGGACAUGGAUUGGGCCAUGUGGGCUUUGCAGGGGAGCUAUUAUCUGAGGAAUGACCGUGCAGGGUUUGAGGAAACUUACGGUGUGUUGGACACCGAUUGGAAGCAACCCAAAAAUCCCAAGUUUCAGGAGAGGUUUGGGCUCGUCCAUGAGAUGAUGCAAGGCAUGAGGAUUGAGACAUGUCUUAUGAGUUCUCUAGUUCAAUUACUCAUAAAGAAAAAGAAAUUCUUCAAUGCAGAUCCAGGAUCCAAUGGUUCAUCAUACCUCAUCCUUUAUCAUCCCUUAAGUGGACACUGCAUCGAGGGGAGUAAAGAUGGCAACAUUCAAGCAACUGACUGCCAGAGGCGAAGCAAAUGGAUUUACAAUGGCAACAAAACUCCAAUCCAGUUGAUGGGCACUGAUCAGUGUCUGAGGGUUGCUGGAAACGGGCUUUCGCCAAUCCUUUCAACCAACUGCUCAGAUGAUCAGAGUAGAUGGAGGAUGGUUUCAAGCUCCAAGCUUCAAAUAGCAACCAUGGAUGCACAGGGGGGGUUUCAAUGCCUGGAGAAGAGCUCUUCCAACUCAUCUACAAUUAUUACCAGCCAGUGUCUUUGUUUGAAUGAAUCUACCUGUGAUGAGAAUCCAGAAACCCAAUGGUUCAAUUUUGUUUCGUCAAAUUUAGUAUAAUUGUCUUUUGGAGCAUAUGGGAACAGGAUUCAAACUGUUGAACAUUACUAAUUAAGGAGUAUGACACAUGUGAGGAGGGGAUACAAAGAGAAGGAAGAAAG
Magnolia sinica is the source of this 1793-nucleotide messenger RNA. RefSeq names its product glycosyl hydrolase 5 family protein-like. Gene Ontology annotation, molecular function: hydrolase activity, hydrolyzing O-glycosyl compounds. NCBI's taxonomy places the organism in Eukaryota, Viridiplantae, Streptophyta, Magnoliopsida, Magnoliales, Magnoliaceae. The record is from RefSeq and is a predicted model, not a curated record. The transcript is spliced from 3 exons. The coding region runs from base 1 to 1692 and encodes 563 amino acids.